Messenger RNA from Phialemonium atrogriseum, 1896 nucleotides. Its product is annotated as Zinc/iron permease. NCBI's taxonomy places the organism in Eukaryota, Fungi, Ascomycota, Sordariomycetes, Cephalothecales, Cephalothecaceae. The record is from RefSeq and is a predicted model, not a curated record. Gene Ontology annotation, biological process: zinc ion transmembrane transport. Gene Ontology annotation, cellular component: plasma membrane. The coding region runs from base 104 to 1465 and encodes 453 amino acids. Gene Ontology annotation, molecular function: zinc ion transmembrane transporter activity. The transcript has 3 exons.
GCAAGAUGGAACCAGUGCAACGAUGCCAGAUUUUUGAACGUCAUUGUGCGACGUCAUGCUUGGGCUUGAUUCGUCCAACUCCCGAUAACCCCUAGGAUUGCGGAUGGAAGCCUUCAGCAAUAUCCGGCAGAGCGACUUCUCCUGGUCGGCCAUAUCGACCGAGGCGCUCCUGGCCGAGCUUUCGAAGCGCGACGAUGCUGCAACAAAACCGGAGUGUGGCUCGGGGAAGAAGGGCUCGUACGACACGUCUCUCCACGUCUUUGCCCUGUUCCUGAUCCUCUUAGUGAGCACCUUGUCAUGCGCAUUUCCCCUCUUCUCCCGGCGACUGUCGAAAGGCCAGAAGCAAAGUAGGAUCGUCUUCCUGUCGCAACACUUCGGCACAGGCGUUCUCCUCGCGACCGCAUUCGUCCACCUUCUCCCGACGGCCUUCACCUCGCUGACCGACCCAUGCCUCCCCUAUAUCUUCAACGAGGGAUACCGGCCGAUGGCCGGGUUCAUCGCAAUGGCUUUUGCAUUGAUGGUCGUGGCAUUGGAAUCGUACCUGACGACGCGCGGCGCUGGCCAUUCGCACUCCCACCAGGUGUGGACUGACGAGGAUGACGACGGCUCCGAAGACGGCCAGGCUACCGCGCUCCGGCCGCGCGGCGAAAGCUUUUCUGCAAGACGGCAGUCGGGCCAUCGGCCAGCGGACAUUGCCCUCGAGGACAUGGAAACACAGGGCCUGGUCGCCGGCGCAUCUCCGUUGCCGGGGUCAACGCCCACGCAACACCGGAAUGGGGCCAAGGCGGCAUUCAAGGCCGGGGGGAGCACCGGUUCGGAUCAUGACGGCGACGACAGGGAAUCGCUGGAUCUCGAAUUGAACCUGGAUGAGCUGGACCCUAGGCACAGCGACGAGAGCCACGCGGCGCCGCCGCAACCGCUGCCGAAACGCAACGCCGCCUCGCCGACGCCGCACCCGCCCAACAAGGAGGAGCAGAAGCGGCUCCUUCUCCAGUGCCUCCUCCUGGAGGCGGGCAUCCUCUUCCACAGCGUCUUCAUCGGAAUGGCGCUGUCGGUGGCGACGGGGCCGACGUUCGCCGUGUUCCUGGUGGCGAUCGCGCUGCACCAGUCGUUCGAGGGCCUCGCGCUCGGCAGCCGGAUCGCGGCGAUCCAGUUCCCGAGGUCGUCGCCGCAGCCGUGGCUGAUGGUGGCGGCGUACGGGACGACGACGCCCAUUGGGCAGGCGAUCGGGCUCGUGGUGCACAACCUGUAUGACCCGCUCAGCCAGACGGGGUUGCUGAUGGUCGGGUUCAUGAACGCCAUCUCGAGCGGGCUGUUGCUCUACGCGGGGCUCGUGCAGCUGCUCGCUGAGGACUUCCUCACCGAGAAGAGCUAUCGCGCCCUGAGGGGGAGGAAGAGGAUCCACGCCUUCUUUGCUGUCGUCGCGGGGGCGGUGCUUAUGGCUGCUGUCGGGGCCUUGGCGUGAUGGAUCUAUUGGCUAUAUACCUGUUCGGCCAUCUAGGUGUCCUUAUCCAAUGUUUUGGGUACUGUUCUCGACCACUAUUUGCGGUGGCUUGUUUGGAUAGCCGAGUUGGUGGUGCAUAGAUGAUCUGGCGUUUUGCAUAGGGAACUGAUGUAUCUUAGAUUGGAUUCUGUCAAGUCGACAGUCCAGGAGGCAUCAAUCAAUGCUCUUGUUUCUUAAUCGCCACUGGCCAGCGCCUGUUACUGGGCUUCUCCCGCUUCUCCAUCCUUACCUCGCUGCCGACCGUGGGAGCAGCUAGGGAGGAUUCGAUGUUGAACAGGUCAUACCAUACCUGUGCCAUCUUUAUCCUUCUCCCUGUUUCUUUAUUUUCUCUUCCAUAGACUUUGGGGCACUGCUUCGGUAUAAAUUGCCUAUUCGUCCUGUGCAGCGAUUAA